Acanthosepion pharaonis is the source of this 2277-nucleotide messenger RNA. The record is from the annotation of a GenBank genome assembly. NCBI's taxonomy places the organism in Eukaryota, Metazoa, Mollusca, Cephalopoda, Sepiida, Sepiidae.
AUGUUGCUGCAUUACUUUUUCCUCUUUUUUUCUUUCUGUCUUUUUUUUAGCCUCUUUCGCUACUCCUUUUCUUUAUUCUCCAUUCUUAAUGGCGCUGCUUUCUUUUCCCUUUUUUCUGUCUUUUGUUCAUUCGUUUUUCUUUCUUUCUCUCCAUUCUUAUGCUUCAACUUCCACUUCUAUUUUCCUCUUAUUUUCUCACUCCAUUCUUUUGUUUAUACGCGUCUCUUUCUUUCUUUCUUUUUUUUAAUUUUUUCUUUCUUUUUUCUUUCUUUCUUUCUUUUUUCUUUCUUUCUUUCUUUUUUUUUUUCUUUCUUUCUUUUUUCUUUCUUUCUUUCUUUCACUCGAUUUUCUUUCUUUUUUCGUUCAUUUUUCAUUAUUUUGUUCGUCUUCUUUUUUCUUUUGUUUGUUUCUCUUUCAUUCUUCCUCUCCAUUUUUAAUAACGGUUCUUUCUUUCUAUCUUUCUUUCUUUUCUUUUAUCUUUUUCAUUUCUUUUUUUAUUUCAUUCAUUCUUUUCAUUUAUUCAUUCCGCUUUUCUUUCUUUCUUUCUUUCUUUUCUCAUCUUCAUUCAAAUGGUGCUUCUUUUUUUUUUCUUUCUUUCUCCACAUUAUGUUUCAACUUCCGCUAAUAUUCAUUCAUUCAUUCAUUCUUUCUUUCUUUCUUUCUUUCUUUCUUUUCUCCUAUCUUUGCCUUCCAUUCAAAAUGGUGCUUCUUUUUUUUUUCUUUCUUUCUCCUCAUUAUGUUUCAACUUCCGCUAAUAUUUUUACACGUAUUUCUUCCCACUUCAUUCUUUUUCUUUCUUUCUUUCUUUCUUUCUUUCUUUCUUUCUUUCUUUCUUUCUUUCUUUCUUUUCUCCUAUCUUUGCCUUCCAUUCAAAAUGGUGCUUCUUUUUUUUUCUUUCUUUCUCCACAUUAUGUUUCAACUUCCGCUAAUAUUUUUACUCGUAUUUCUUCCCACGUCAUUCUUUUCUUUCUUUUUGCUUUCUUUCACAUAUUCUUAUGUUUCUACUUUUCUCCUACCCUUUCUCCUCUAUUCUUAAUGACGCUUCUUUCUUUUUUUCUUUUUCUCUUUUUUUAUUUCUUUCUUUCUUUCUUUCUUUCUUUCUUUCUUUCUUUCUUUCUUUCUUUUGUUUGUCCGUCUUUGUUUCUUUCUUUUAUCCGAUACUUAUAUUUCAACUUCCACUUCUUUUUUUCGCUUAUUUCUUUCCUCUACAUUCAUUUCUUUCCUCUCCUUUCUUUCUUUCUUUCGUUCUUUCUUUCUCUCUUUCUUUCCUCUCCUUUCUUUCUUUCUUUCGUUCUUUCUUUCUUUUGUUUUUCCGUCUUUCUUUUAUCCCAUUCUUAUGUUUUAACUUCCGCUUCUUUUUUCCUCUUAUUUCUUUCCUUUCUUCUCCAUUCAUUUCUUUCCUCUCCAUUCAUUUCUUUCUCUUUUUCUUUCUUUCUUUUCUUUCUUUCUUUCUUUCUUUCUUUCUUUCUUUCUUUCUUUCUUUAUUUUCUUUCUUUUCUUUCUUUAUUUCUGUUUUUUGCUCUUUCUUUCUUUUUUUAUUUGUUUAUUUAUUUAUUCUUUCUUUUUUUCUUUCUUUUCUUUCUUUCUUUCUUUCUUUCUUUCUUUCUUUCCUUCCAUUCAUUUCUUUCUUUUUUUUCUUUCUUUUCUUUCUUUCUUUCUUUCUUUCUUUCUUUCUUUCUUUCUUUUUCUUUCUUUCUUUCUUUCUUUCUUUUUUUCCCCAUUCUUAUAUUUCAACUUCCGUUACAUUUUUCCUCUUAUUUCAUUCCAUUCCAUUCUUUCCUUUCUUUUCUUUAUUUAUUUAUUUAUUUAUUUAUUUAUUUUCUUUCUUUUCUUUUCUUUCUUUCUUUCUGUUUUUUUUUCUUUCUUUUUUCUUUUCUUUUCUUUCUUUUCUUUCUUUUCUUUUUUUUUAUUUGUUUAUUACAACAAAAACACAAUAUUUAUUCAUUUUCUUUCUUUUCUUUCUUUCUUUCUGUUUUUCUUUCUUUCUUUCUUUUAUCCCAUUCUUAUAUUUCAAAUUCCGCUUCUUUUCCCCUCUUAUUUCUUUCCUCUCCAUUCAUUUCUUUCUUUCUUUCUUUCUUUUCUUUCUUUCUUUCUUUCUUUCUUUCUUUCUUUUCUCUUUCUUUCUUUUAUCCCACUCUCAUUCUAACGAAAGCGCGGAUCCAGCCCACUGCACUCGACAGUCCACUCGCUAUCUAUAGCUUUCUUACAUUACUUGGCAGUUCUCGCACUGAAGGGUCACGAAGCGGCCACUGCAAACAUGAACUGAGGAAGAUAUAA